Molecule: messenger RNA, 3000 nt
Organism: Anopheles maculipalpis
Lineage: Eukaryota; Metazoa; Arthropoda; Insecta; Diptera; Culicidae
Exons: 4
Coding region: 1-2847 (948 amino acids)
Source: RefSeq, a predicted model, not a curated record
AUGACCUUCCAACUAUGUGGUCUCGGCAAGUCUAGUUCAACAUCGGCCACCGGCAGCAGCCCAUCGCCAGCAUCCCAAUCGACGACUGGAACAAGCGAGACCGCACCGUGCGCAUCGAUAGCAGCACAGGCCGGUGGUGGUUCGGUGGCGGUUGUCGCUGCGGCCAUCGCAGCCGAUCGACGUCGACGUCGUCAGCAGCUGGGCGGACGUAAUCUACCAUCGCUGCCGGUUCUGCCGCCGAGAUCUCGUGGUCCGAUAAGGGCUCCGGAACCACCGCCACCGUACUGGGCACACUACGCACACCGACCGGUUCCAGCGCAACCGGCGGCGGGUUGCCCCACUGCCGAGAGAAUUGGUAGUGCAGCAUCGUCCGCUGCUGGUCGUGGUGGUGCCGGUGCUGCUUCUGGUAGGCACAACACAGCCACGACCACCGACGACAGUGACACCAGCAAUGACAGGCCGCGAGCUCAUCGUGGCAGAUCAACGUCCGGUGAUAGCUCGUCGACUGGUGCAGGCGGACAAGCAGCAAGAGGCCCCGAACGAGCCGAACCUGCCGUACGACAUCGCUACAACGUACCGAACCAGCAGAGGCAACGCAUUAAGGAGCAUCUGCUAAGUCAGGAUGCCUUUUGUCCAGAUUUGGUACAAAACUGUAAGAAUAUUGCCACCGACUCACCCGAACGUCAAUCAUCGCCCACGCUGGUAGAGUACGCAGAGAUAGGGGAACUAAGUCGGAACCUGGCAGCGGUUGUAGCCAUCAACGACGGGGCGUCCACUUCGACGGGCCGCACGCGAGAAAAGCCAGUGCCCAACUCCACUACUGCCGUGCAGCCCAGUCAGCCAUCUUCCGCUACUGGCACGGGUGUCAGUGCUGCGUCGGCAGCUACUAUGGGGCAAAACUUGAGUAUUCGUAGACCAAAGAUUUCACUCACAUGGGUACUUCGGGAGCAGUCACGCGAUGGGUCCUCAUCACUGGCCGGAAACGAUCGUACUGGGCAACAGCAUCAGCAAUCAACUCCGCAACAACCGACAGUAGUACAAGGUGUUCUGAAGGGAUCUCCAGUGGACAAAACGAGUCAAAGUGUAACAGGCACUGCUGGAAAUGGUGUGCCAGUUUCUCUCCACAAUAUAACUGGACAAACUGUAGUUUCGGGAGGCGAUACAGGCACUACGAUAAACCAACCGAAUGGACAAGCCUCGAAUGGCAUCUCGCCUAAUGGUCACAAUCAUCAUCACCAUCAUGUAAUAGUGCGGAAGAAAUCUCGAACUCGCAGUAAGGAAAGACUGUUUAGCGAAAAGUACGUCAGUGACAACAACCUGUCGGAAUAUCAUAGUGAGAAAUUACGCAGUGUAGCACACGCUAACGAGUACACCAUUGCGCCAACGGCCGUUAUAUCAAGUGCUGGUUCUAAUCUCUAUCGAAAAAGCAAUCGAAAGAAUAGUGAACGUUUGAAGAAGAAGGAUCGACUGCUGCUCUAUCCGAAUGGAACCACCGUAGAUGCUAGUGUGCAUCACAAUAAUAAUAAUCAACAUGCUGUUAAUCUUAACAAAGACCCUGCGUACAGUGAGAGCCUUAAAGAGAAGAUGGCAGUUGCGCUAAAGAACACCUAUUCGGAACCAUCUCUCUAUACAACGGUAUCGGAACCGUCCGCUUCUACCAAACAUCGACAUCACAGUAGACACCAUCAUAGGCGAAGACGGGAACGUUACCGAUCGCAACGGUUCGGGUACGAAAUUCACAACGUCGAUGAGUUCCUGUCCAAGUGUUCCUUAUCCUCUCCAGGGAACAUUCCCGUAGUAUUAUCGUCCGCAGCGACCCUGUACCAGACACGUCCCGGUAGCUACCAGAUCGAGAUACCGCUACCACUCGGGAUGGUGGUAAAUGCGGUGUUCAAGAACCAGAACUGGCUGUACGUGCAGACACCUCACGCCGAGGAGGGCUAUGUGGCGUACGAUACCUGCCUACCGCUCGGUAUAUUGCCAUCAAACCAAAGAUCUUCAUCCAGCUCGAAGCCUACACCCUGCUGGGAGUCGAACAAAGACGUUUUUCCCAAACCGUGCGGAAAUUUGACUGACAGCGAAAAGGAGAUACAGCAGCUGCGUGGUGGUACUCGUUCGGAAGGACGUAGAACGCCACGCUUGAAGCGAAGCAGUGCCAACAGCCGUAGUGCAGUCUCGAUCACCACAUGCAACAGUGAACGGGAUCUAGAUUCGUUGUAUCUGCGUACGGUGGCAUCCAAUCAACCGAAGGUAGCGGACGGUCAAACACAGUACGCUCAGCUGAAACUGACCACCAAGGUACUGAGUACGGUAGCGCCCUCGGUAAAGUCGGAAAAGGCGCUAGCGAUAGAACAGCUGGAAAAGUUAAUUUGCUCCGGUAGUGGUGACUAUGUGCAUCUGCUGAAGCAGCAGCAGCAACACCUGUUGGCAAAACAGCAACAAUACAUUACCCAGCUACGUCAGCAGCAGCAACUAUGCAAAGCUGAUUCUCCUGUGCUUGGGAAGCAUCUUAGCUCUGUUCCUGGAACCAAAGUCAUCAACGGUAGCAAUCAUCUUCGUAUUGCACUUAGCGGCGUUACGAAUAAUGUACCGUCGUCUGUUGCCGGGAAUGGGUCGGUGAACGUUUGCUCACCAGGAGCCGCAGUACGGCAGACAUUGCUGGCCAUCACGGAGAACUACUGCUCGGAUGCGGUUUCGGUCCAUAAAGGGGAUGUUGUCACGUUACUCGCCUGCAAGGAGUAUCAGGAGAAGGGUUUGAAGAACUACAAGCAGUGGUUUUUCGUACGGACGAGGGAUGGACAUGAAGGAUAUAUACCGGCUGAAGCGGCCGGACAUGGGUUUCUUUAGAGGGAACUAUCAGAAAAUAGGCGGAUUGUCUGAGACUAUGUCUUAAAAGGCGCUUGUAGUAAUGUUCUAUGUGGUAGUUGUCCUUAGAUAGUGUAAGCGUUACUGUUUAACCAAAUGAUAUUUAAAAUCGUAAAAUUCAACAAAUAAAUGCAU